AGCGCCGAGGCCGCGGGGGCAGCAACGACGCCGGGCAGCGGGAGCGGCGGCCGCGCCAUGUGGCUGCUGGGGCCGCUGUGCCUGCUGCUGAGCAGCGCCGCGGGAAAGUGCCUGGAAAAAUAGAUGACAGCCAGAAAGAGAGCUUGGAGAAAAAAAUGACUCCAAAGAGAAGGUGGUCAUUUCCUAGAGUCUGGCUUGUCAGUUAGAGCCAGCUGCUCCCUGGGAACAACUUCACCAACGAGUGCAACAUACCAGGCAACUUCAUGUGCAGCAAUGGACGGUGCAUCCCGGGCGCCUGGCAGUGUGACGGGCUGCCUGACUGCUUCGACAAGAGUGAUGAGAAGGAGUGCCCCAAGGCUAAGUCGAAAUGUGGCCCGACCUUCUUCCCCUGUGCCAGCGGCAUCCAUUGCAUCAUUGGUCGCUUCCGGUGCAAUGGGUUUGAGGACUGUCCCGAUGGCAGCGAUGAAGAGAACUGCACAGCAAACCCUCUGCUUUGCUCCACCGCCCGCUACCACUGCAAGAACGGCCUCUGUAUUGACAAGAGCUUCAUCUGCGACGGACAGAAUAACUGUCAAGACAACAGUGAUGAGGAAAGCUGUGAAAGUUCUCAAGAACCCGGCAGCGGGCAGGUGUUUGUGACUUCAGAGAACCAGCUUGUGUAUUACCCCAGCAUCACCUAUGCCAUCAUCGGCAGCUCCGUCAUUUUUGUGCUGGUGGUGGCCCUGCUGGCACUGGUCUUGCACCACCAGCGGAAGCGGAACAACCUCAUGACGCUGCCCGUGCACCGGCUGCAGCACCCUGUGCUGCUGUCCCGCCUGGUGGUCCUGGACCACCCCCACCACUGCAACGUCACCUACAACGUCAAUAAUGGCAUCCAGUAUGUGGCCAGCCAGGCGGAGCAGAAUGCGUCGGAAGUAGGCUCCCCACCCUCCUACUCCGAGGCCUUGCUGGACCAGAGGCCUGCGUGGUAUGACCUUCCUCCACCGCCCUACUCUUCUGACACGGAAUCUCUGAACCAAGCUGACCUGCCCCCCUACCGCUCCCGGUCCGGGAGUGCCAACAGUGCCAGCUCCCAGGCAGCCAGCAGCCUCCUAAGCGUGGAAGACACCAGCCACAGCCCGGGGCAGCCUGGCCCCCAGGAGGGCACUGCUGAGCCCAGGGACUCUGAGCCCAGCCAGGGCACUGAAGAAGUAUAAGUCCCAGUUAUUCCAAAGUCCAUAUGGGUUAAUCUGCUCUGACUUGUUGCCAUUCUAACAAUUUGUGCUCAUGGGAAGCUCUUUAAGCACCUGUAAGGGUGUCUCAAGUUACAGUUUGGGAUAUUAACUAUCUCUGCAUUCCCCUCCUCCCCCAGACUUCAGAGAUGUUUUUCUGGCGUCUCAGUUGACAUGAUCUGUUGUGCAUCUUUUCUGUCAGGUCACUCUUCCCUUGGGACCCGAGAUCACACCCUCAUUUUUCACAUUAUUCUGUUUCUGUUGGAGAGACAGCAUAUAAAACAGUAUUGAAAUAGGCUGGGAGAGAGCAAUGUUUCUGUACUAUAUUGGAUGCUCAGAAGUGCAGGAGACGCUGGACCCAAUUCUCUCUGCUGGGUAGUUACCUUAUAGCAUUUGGGGAUUUGGGUUAGAUGAUCUAACCAGGAGGCCAUCACUGGAUGGUCACCCCCCAAAAAAAAAUUCCAUUUGAGCAUCAAAACCUGCUUUGCACAAUCCUAUAUGAUGCCCCCAGUUCAGCAGAGUCAGUGGCCAAAGAAAACUUUGGACGUGAGUAACACCCUUCAGCAGUCGCAACGUUAUUUUGGUUUUGUGAAGGACUCUGAAACCAUCUGCCCUGUAUAAAUUCUGGCUUUAGAAAUUUGCCCAAGAAUGCUCAUUCUGAGAGCUUUCCUCAGCAGCGUAUAUCAUCAGCCUCAUCCUAAAAUAGGCAGGGAGCCCCUCCCAUGAGUUUAUCCAAGUUCUCAGCUCCUAAAAUGCAGGCUGCCAAGACCCUACACCUGCCCUGGCUCUACAGCCACUUACCUGGUUUCUGGACUGUCACCCUCCCAGCUGACCUGCCCGUAGCCAAGGAAUGAGGACCUAACUUGAGUUGGCCCAAAGUCUGACCUGGCUCUAUGUCCCUGUGGCCCACACCCAGCCUGUCUUGCUCAUUCAUGCAGCCUCAACACUGGCCUCCAAAGUUCCCUUAACACUUGCAAAGUCCUUUUUACCUGUGCGUUUGGACUUGAGGACACUGGUUUCUAUCACAGGUGAGAGCCAUGUUCAAUACCUCCAGCAAGCUCUCCUGGCUCCCUGCACUGUGCACGCUCCUCUUCCCAAGGUCCCAAUACCAGCACCUCUAGUUAGAGUUAGGGUCAGGGUCAGGCCUCUCCCAACAUCCCAGUAGUUUCUCCUCUGAGACACAUGGGCAAGAGACAAUUUGGAGUCAAGAUUUUCCAUUUGGAUCUAUUUUAAAUCUUUUAGAAAUGCAUUUGAAACAGUGUGUUUGUUUUUUCCCUUCUAGUUAAGGGACUAUUUAUAUAUGUAUAGGAAAGCUGUCUCUUUUUUUGUUUUUCCUUUAACAAGGUCCAAAGAAAGAUGCAAAAGGAGAUCACACCCUUGCCCCGCUGAGCCCCGUGAUAACAAGUCACUCCAGACUAACCUGUGUGCCAGACAUUUGUGCAUUGUUGCACUUUGAGGUUAUUAUUUAUCAAGUUCUUGAAGGAAGCAGAAAGAGGGACUCCUCUCUCCCUCCGUGUAUAGUCUCUAUGUUUGUGCUAGUUUUUCUUUUUUUUCUCUGUGUCCAGUCAGCCACAGGGCCCGCCUCCCUGCAGGAAUAAGGGGUAAAACGUUAGGUGUUGUUUGGCAAGAAACCACACUGACUGAUGAGGGGUAAAAUGGAACCAGGUAGAGCCACUCCGGGCAGCUGUCACCCAUUCAGAACUUCUUUCCGCAGCUGAAGAAAUGUUCAGUAACCUGUUUGACGCUAAUUAAAACAGAGCCUGCAGGAAGUGGGGCUAAAGUGGCAUUCAGUGAUCCUGUUCUGUAGACUUUUCUUUCUUUUUUUAACCAAAUCCAAAGGAUGUUACAGAAAAGCUAGCCACUGGUAUUUUGUUUUGUUUAAAAAAAAAAAAAAGAAAGAAAGAAAAACGGAAAGGAACCUAGCUGCCUGUAUCUUUCAUUUUUAAAAUAGCACUUGAGUUAUUUUCUGAGUAAUCCAAUAAAGAACUUUUGAUGACAGCCAGAAUGUGUUAGAACUCUGGCUGAACAUUUCAUCUCCUGUGAGUCAGAAGGGCUUUAUUUCUCCCUUUGAUGGGGCCCCUUCUUCUUUCUGGUGCUCUGGAAGUUGUUUAGAGGAAAGAAUUCUAAUUUUAAUUAAUUGCGCAGUGAGUUAAUCUCACUCGCUUUUCUGCUUCCAGGCAUCUUAGGAAAAACAAAUGGUUUUAGUAGAUAAGGGAUGCCUACUAAUGUUUUUUUUAAACAAACAGGGACAUUUUUAUUAUAGAUUUGAUUUUUUUAAUGAAUGUUUUUAAAAAUAUAUAAAUAGGACACCAAAGCGGCAGGGUUUUUUUGGGGGGGAGGGGGUUUGUUUUCCAACUCAAGAUGGCACAUUAGUGGCCAGCAAUAUUUUUUAACUCAUUCCAACCAGGAAGCUUUUUUAUACAUUGCCUAAAUCUACGCCAACCAGAAAAUAGUCUCAUCUCUUUUUUUCUCAAAUGAGAUCAGUGUUUUAUUUUAGCAUUAAAUUAGUUACACUGUGAUGACUGGCCUAUUACCUGACUCAGCUCCCUCUACCUUGAAAUUGACAUUUUUAAAAAAUGCAACUAAGUGGUUAAUAGUGUGUGAUGCUCAAAGUUAAUGUAAACUGGAAAGGUUGUGUGUCGUUGCUUUUUGUGUUUUGGUUAGGCUUGGUUUUGUUUUUUAAUUUUUAUACUUUCUAAUAAAUUUGCAGUUUCAUUCUU
Pan troglodytes (chimpanzee) is the source of this 3931-nucleotide messenger RNA. RefSeq names its product low density lipoprotein receptor class A domain containing 3 (gene LDLRAD3). The transcript has 7 exons. Bases 264 to 1196 code for a protein of 310 amino acids. Gene Ontology annotation, biological process: receptor-mediated endocytosis. Gene Ontology annotation, molecular function: protein binding. NCBI's taxonomy places the organism in Eukaryota, Metazoa, Chordata, Mammalia, Primates, Hominidae. The record is from RefSeq and is a predicted model, not a curated record. Gene Ontology annotation, cellular component: plasma membrane.